AUCCCCUCCCUCCGCGCCACGUUGAGAGAACUAGCUUGUUUGGACCUUCGACAAACUCUCGUCAGCUUAUCUCCCAGACAGCACUUGUACCAGAGCAAAGAUGGGUUCUAUCGACACCAGCUUCGACGUCUUCAAUGGCUUCUACAACACCAUCAACGGCCAAUUGAGUAAGACAGAGAAGACCAGACAUGGCAUCAACCCCGCAACGGGAAAGCCAAAUCCAGAAGUCCCGGUCUCGACGCAGCAAGAUGUCGACAACGCAGUGGCAGCGGGCAAGGCAGCCUUCCAGACCUGGUCGAAAACACCAUGGGCAGAACGAAAGAAGGCUGUUCUUGCUUUCGCCGACGCUCUCGAAGAGCAUGCUCAGGACUUUGGCAAGCUGCUCACACAGGAGCAAGGCAAACCUGUCCAAUUUGCCGUUCAAGAGGCUCAAACGGGAGUCCACUGGCUCAGAGAGUUGUCGAAGAUCGAAUUGAAGGAGGAGAUCGUUGAGGAAGAUGCCCAAAAACAAGUCAUUGUUCGAUACACUCCUCUCGGAGUCACCGUCGGCAUUGUCCCGUGGAACUUCCCCAUCCAUCUGGCAUGUGGCAAGAUCGGCCCUUCUCUCCUUACUGGCAACCCCAUCAUCAUCAAACCAUCUCCAUUCACUCCCUACUGCAAUUUGAAGAUGGGUGAGCUGGCCCAGAAGUUCUUCCCGCCAGGCGUGCUGCAAGUUCUGAGCGGAGACGAUAACCUCGGACCAUGGCUUACAGCCCACCCUGGCCCUGACAAGAUCAGCUUCACUGGCUCGACUUUCACUGGAAAGAAAGUCAUGGAAAGUGCCGCGAAGACGCUGAAGCGAGUCACUCUCGAGCUGGGAGGUAAAGAUCCGGCCAUUGUCACCAAGAAUGUUGACAUUAAUAGCGUCGCGGCCAAGAUUGCCACGCUUGCUUUCCUGAACUCUGGCCAGAUUUGCCUUGCCAUUAAGCGAAUCUAUGUCCACGAGUCCAUCCAUGACCAAUUCCGAGACGCCAUGGUCGCAUUUACCAAGACACUCAAAGUCGGCGAUGGUAGUGAAGAGGGCGUGUUCCUUGGACCCGUUCAGAACUCCAUGCAGUACGAAAAGGUCAAAACUUUCUUCUCAGAUAUUGAGAAGGAGAAGUGGACCGUUGCCGUAGGUGGUAAGAACGAGGACAAGCCUGGAUAUUUCAUCACACCCACCAUCAUUGAUAAGCCGUCCGACACUUCAAGAAUCGCGACCGAGGAGCCUUUCGGCCCUAUCGUUCCUCUCAUGACGUGGACCGACGAGGACGAUGUCAUUGCUCGUGCAAACAAUACUAAGAUGGGCCUCGGCGCUUCGGUCUGGUCCGAUGACCUGAAAGAAGCCAGCAGAAUUGCUCGACAGCUGGAUGCUGGAAGUGUUUGGGUCAACACUCAUCUUGAGCUUGAUCCCAACGCGCCGUUUGGAGGUCACAAAGAGUCUGGCGUCGGUUACGAAUGGGGCAUUGGCGGACUACGCGCAUUCUGCAAUGCACAGACCUUGUAUCUGAAGAAGAGCACUUGAUGGCCAUGUAAGCUAGUUCAACUGUAGCCAGAGAGAAAACAAUUGAGGAAUUUGCUU
Molecule: messenger RNA, 1600 nt
Organism: Exophiala oligosperma
Lineage: Eukaryota; Fungi; Ascomycota; Eurotiomycetes; Chaetothyriales; Herpotrichiellaceae
Exons: 5
Coding region: 101-1543 (480 amino acids)
Molecular function (GO): aldehyde dehydrogenase (NAD+) activity
Source: RefSeq, a predicted model, not a curated record